AUGUGGUUGACAUUUGAUUAAGACUGUCAUUAGAGGCAACAUACCAGAUAGAGAAAUUUAAACCAUUUCUUGGAAACUUGCAAUGAAUGGGCUCUGGUAUGUUCUUCUUUAUGUUCUUGUUCAGACGACACUUUUCGCAUACGCGCAAGGCCCAGGAGACAUUUCAGCAGCAAUCGCUGAUGCAGUAACGGAAGUGAGUGCCAGAAGACCUGGUGGACCUGCGCUAGCAUCUGGUGCUGGUCCUGCUGGAGGUGGUGCUGGUUUUGGUGGUGCUGUCGGUGGACUUGGUGGUGCCGGUGGUGGACUUGGUGGAGUUGCCGCCCCGGGAUCGGGAUCUGUAGCAGACAACCCAGUAUCUAUCCAUGCUUUGUUCAGUAGAAGAAGAGAAGCCCCAGGGGCAGUUGCAGCUUUUGGCUCCGCGGGAGAUAUAUCAACUACUGCAACUUCUAACUUUGCCACAAGAACUGGAGGUGCUACACCCGAUGCAGCUGAAUUCAGCAGACAGAUUGCUCCAUAUUGUCCAGUUCGUCGCCCUGUAUGUAAUCCUAACGACCGCUAUCGAACAGCAGAUGGCUCUUGCAACAACUUAAACAAUCCAUUAUGGGGAGCCUCUAUAACAAAUCAAGCAAGAUUUCUCUCACCUACAUACGGAGAUCCAUUUAACACUGGCUCUGUUCCACGUAUACGUAGUGUGCUUGGAUCCCUCCUCCCUAGUCCACGUGACAUAUCUAACGCUGUCCUAAAUGGUGGUGUAUCACCUCCUAGAAGUAGAAUUUAUAGUAUAUCCUUAACUCAUUUUGGACAGUUUGUCGACCACGAUUUCAUAUCAACACCUAUACUUAAAGAUGGUGACCAAGAUAUAGUCUGCUGCAAUGGAGAUGUUCCGAUUGUCAGACCAGAGUGUUUUCCCUUCAGAACUCCGCCAGGCGAUUUCCAGACUACUUGUAUGCAUUUUGUAAGAUCGGACUUUGGUGUUUCCCCAGGAUGUCCACCUGAAUCUAGAAAUCAAAUAAAUCAGAGGACAUCUUUUCUUGAUCUGUCUGUGACGUAUGGAAACACACUCGAUGGACAAAAUGACUUACGAGAAUUGAACACAGGCAGACUCCAAGAAGGCAUUAACAGACUUCUGCCUACUGGUCCUCCAGGAUCUGAAUGCUUAGCAGGGGAAGAGUGUUUCAAAUCUGGGGACAACAGACCAGCAGAAGUUCCAAUGCUGACAGUCGUGCAUACUGCAUUUUUGCGUGAGCAUAACAAUAUUGUUGAAAGGUUGAGAGCACUGGGGUGGACUGAUGGAGAAGAAUUGUACCAGGAAGCAAAAAAAAUUCUCACAGGAAUUUAUCAGCACAUAAUUUACACUGAAUAUCUUCCUAUAGUACUUGGGGCAGAAGGUAUGAAUUUUUUUGGGCUACGAAGUAAUCGAUUUGGGUUUAAUACAUUAUAUAAUCCUUCUGCAAAUCCAUCUACGAGAAAUGCAUUUGGAGCCGCAGCAUAUCGAUUUGGCCAUUCUCUUGUUGGUUCUUUUGUUGAAUCGUUUAACCAAGACUUCACACCACGCGCCAGGGUACCUAUGGAAGACCAUUUCUUUAGUACUCGUUUAAUAAGAGACUUUACUACAUUUGGUCCAGAUGCAAUAGCCAGAUGGAUGACAACACAGUUCAAGAGCAGAGCAGACCGUUUUCUGACUCCAGCAAUAAGGAACAGACUAUUUCAAACAAUGCCAGGAAACGGCUUUGACCUUGGUUCACUAAACAUCCAGCGUGGUAGAGACCAUGGCGUUCCAUCAUAUAACAGAUGGCGACAGUUCUGUGGAUUACAGCCUGCUUUACAUUUUGGAUCAGGACACUUAGGUUUAACCAACCAUCAUGCUUCGGCUGCAAAAGCAUUAUCAUCCGUUUACAGCCAUCCUGAUGAUAUUGAUUUAUUUCCUGGUGGACUGUCAGAAACACCAGUAGCAGGUGCCCUGGUGGGACCAACAUUCAGAUGUAUCAUUGGACUUCAGUUCAUGUUGUUUAAAAUUGGUGACCGUUUCUUUUAUGAGAACGAAUUCGUUCCCACUGGUUUUACUGCUGCUCAAUUGGAACAGAUCAAAAGACAGUCUUUGUCGGCACUUUAUUGUAGAACUCUCGAUGUGAAAUCAAUGCCUGCAAAUCCGUUUGUGUCUCCGUUAACUGGAGCUCCACGUAUACCUUGUCAAAAUUUUCCUAGACUGGAUUUAAGACCAUGGAGUAGAAUAAACAAUUCCGGUUAUCCCAGAAGGAGUGGUAGACGAAACAGAAGUUGGAAGAAAAAAAACUCUUAUUAAAGGGGGUCACAAUAAUUUUU
Messenger RNA from Mytilus californianus (California mussel), 2322 nucleotides. Its product is annotated as peroxidase-like protein. The transcript is spliced from 13 exons. The record is from RefSeq and is a predicted model, not a curated record. Bases 83 to 2302 code for a protein of 739 amino acids. Lineage: Eukaryota; Metazoa; Mollusca; Bivalvia; Mytilida; Mytilidae. Gene Ontology annotation, biological process: response to oxidative stress. Gene Ontology annotation, molecular function: peroxidase activity; heme binding.